UGGAGAACUGCAGAGGCCAGUUCAUCGCCAGCGACUGUGUUACCGUAGAUGAAGAGCUUGUGCCAUUCCGAGGCUGAUGCAAAUUUCUCCAGUACAUGCCCAGCAAACCUGCGAAGUACGGGCUAAAAAUCUUCUGGAUGUGUGAUGGAAGGGUACCUUAUGCAAUAGAUGGAAUUGUCUAUACUGGGAGACAGCCAGGAGAGGAGGCGCACAGGAACCUUGGAGCGGAUGUUGUACACCAGUUGUGCAGUACCAUCACUGGGACAGGUCGCAACAUCACAGUGGACAACUUCUUCACCAGCGUGCCUCUUGCUGCUAGUCUCCUCGAGGAAAACCUUACCAUCGUUGGAACACUUCGUCAGAACAAGCCAGACAUCCCACCUAUCAUGAAGCCAUCCAGAUCAAGGGAGGCUUGUAGCUCAGAAUUCGGAUUUAAUGGCGGCAUGACCAUGGUGAGCUAUGUGCCGAAGAAAGGAAAGGCUGUUAUCCUCUUGAGCACUAUGCAUCAUGACAAAGCAGUGGCUGACACACCCAAGAAGAAACCAGAAAUCAUCAUCUACUACAACAGGACAAAAGGAGGGGUGGACUUAUUGGAUCAGAUGGUGAGCAACUACACAUGUAAGCGGAGAACACGCAGGUGGCCUUUGGUGCUCUGGUACAAUAUGUUGGAUGUGGCGACUCUGAAUGCAUACACAAACUACACUCUAGAACAUCCGGAUUACCAUGCUGGUCUGAGCCACACACGCAGGCUAUUCAUCAAAGAAUUGUGCAAAGAGCUUGUCAUGCCACACAUGACGAGGCGCCUGGCAGAAACGCUGAAUCUCCCAAAAAUAUUAUUCAAGCAAUGGGAAGAUGUGGGUUACAAAAAGAAUAUGCAGCCACCACUGAACCACAAGAUGACAUCAGCCAAGCACGCCAAACGAAGAGGAAGAGAAAGAGGUGCGCUAUCUGCCCAUGUUCCAAAGACAGAAAAACUACAAUCUACUGUUCCAAGUGCAGCCGGCCUGUGGGCAAGGAGCACAGAAAUGUAGAGGUCACCUGUGAUUUGUGCAAAGAUUAAGAUGACAAUUUACGCUCAAGUGAUGUGACAAAAUUGCUAAUAAACAUGUUGAAUAUAUUCUGUUUGGUCCCACUCACUGCAAAGGAUCACACAGAGUCAUAGAACGACAAAAUUCAGCAGUCAGUGUAAUAAUAAACAUGUCUAUUCAGCCCUUUCAGUCAAAGUGCUGUACAUAGAAAUAAAAACAAUAAAAACAGUAAAAC
Amphiprion ocellaris (clown anemonefish) is the source of this 1263-nucleotide messenger RNA. RefSeq names its product piggyBac transposable element-derived protein 4-like. NCBI's taxonomy places the organism in Eukaryota, Metazoa, Chordata, Actinopteri, Pomacentridae. The transcript has 2 exons. The record is from RefSeq and is a predicted model, not a curated record. The coding region runs from base 96 to 1031 and encodes 311 amino acids.